AUGGCUCGCGAACUACUCAGUAGCGACUCGUCUGACAGCGAAGAUGGAGGCACCAAUGUCCCACCCGGCGGCGAGCUCAAGGUCAAUGAGGCCUAUGCACGCCGCUUCGAACAUAACAAGAAGCGAGAGGAACUGCAGAGAUUAGAGGAAAAACUCGGCAAAUCUUCCACUUCCCGAAAACGUAAACGCGGCGACAACGAAUCUCUCAAUGGUGACGACGACAGUUCUGCGUCCGAUGAUGACUCGACCAGCGAAUCCGAAGAUGAGGGGGAGUUGGUGACCGAAGCCCUUGACUCAGAGAUCAUGGCCACCCUCAACGCAAUCCGAUCGAAAGACCCUCGCGUUUACGACAAGUCUGCCACGUUCUAUACCAACGAAGAAAACGAGGGAGAGGCAACCACGAAGUCAAAGAAGGAGAAACCAAUGCACCUGCAAGACUACCAUAGGCAAAAUCUUCUGAAGGGUGAUGCGGGCUCGGAAGAGGAAGAUGUCGUGCCUUUGACGUACAAUCAGGAGCAAGAGAAGCUGAAGAAAUCCAUCGUUGGCGAGAUCAACGCAGCCGCGGAGGACGAGGACGAUGAUAAAUUCCUCAUCGCGAAGAAAAAGGAGAAGUCGGUCAAGCCCGACGUGGUUCUGGACGUUGAGACCGCAGACAAAGACCCCGAAACUUUCUUGUCAAACUUCAUGGCAUCCCGGUCUUGGGCGGCUCCAGAUCCUGCUACUCUGCACCCUUUUGAGUCGGACGACGACGACGAGGACAGAAGAGCUGAUGAGUUUGAAGAAGCAUACAACCUGCGAUUUGAGGACCCUGAAAAGUCAAACGAGACACUACGCUCACAUGCGAGAGACUUGGCUGCCAAAUAUUCUGUCCGGAGACAGGAGGCAAAUCCCCGACAAAAGAAGAGAGAAGCCGAGAAGGCGAAGAAAGAAGCUGAAAAGCAGCAGCGAAGAGAAGAGAAAGCCCGUCUCCGCAAGUUAAAGAUCGAGGAGCUCGAGGAGAAGGUGCGCAGAAUCAAACGGGCCGCCGGUAUCAAAACCCAGGACAUGCGGCCCGAGGAUUGGUCACAUCUGGUUGACGACGAUUGGGACGACGCCAAAUGGGAGGAGGAAAUGCGCAAGCGUUUCGGCGACGAUUACUACGCUGAGGAAGACCUUUCAAGCGAGCACGAGACGGAGGGGAAAAGACGGAAACCUCGCAAGCCCAAAUUUGACGAUGAUAUUGAUAUCAAGGACAUAGUGCCUGAUUUCGAGGAAGAUGAGAAGGCUGACUUCAGUCUGACUGACGAAGAAGCUCCUCCGAAGAAAACGAAGAAAGCCAAGAAGUCUGCUGAGGAGGACAAGCGGAACACAAAGAAAGAACGACGGAUCAUUGAACAACUGGUGGCCGACCAACUACAACUGGAGCUGGAGGCAUCUCUGCCCAACAAGAAAACUGGUGGCUUCACAUACCGUGAGACAUCGCCCAAGAGCUUUGGCCUGACUGCAAGAGACAUCCUCCUGGCCGACGACAAGCAACUGAAUGAAUAUGUGGGAUUGAAGAAACUUGCAUCAUUCCGCGACCCAGAGAAGAAGCGCAAGGACAUGAAGAACCUGGGGAAGAAAGCGCGACUGAGGAAGUGGCGGUUGGAGACCUUUGGCGAUGAGGAAGGACUGCAAGCCAGCAAUCUGAUUCCUGCUCAGACUGAGGUCGGGGACGACAGGGCUGAAGGAGAUGAAGUUGAUGUAGAUAUCAGAACAGAGGGAACGAAGAAAAAGAAGAGGAGGAGAAACAAGAAGUCGAAGACAGAGGUCGAUGCUGGUCUCUGA
Messenger RNA from Fonsecaea erecta, 1806 nucleotides. RefSeq lists its product as hypothetical. The record is from RefSeq and is a predicted model, not a curated record. Gene Ontology annotation, biological process: endonucleolytic cleavage in ITS1 to separate SSU-rRNA from 5.8S rRNA and LSU-rRNA from tricistronic rRNA transcript (SSU-rRNA, 5.8S rRNA, LSU-rRNA). NCBI's taxonomy places the organism in Eukaryota, Fungi, Ascomycota, Eurotiomycetes, Chaetothyriales, Herpotrichiellaceae. The transcript has 2 exons. Gene Ontology annotation, cellular component: 90S preribosome; nucleolus. Bases 1 to 1806 code for a protein of 601 amino acids.